Molecule: messenger RNA, 8205 nt
Organism: Zootoca vivipara (common lizard)
Lineage: Eukaryota; Metazoa; Chordata; Lepidosauria; Squamata; Lacertidae
Gene: NUP188
Product: nucleoporin 188
Biological process (GO): protein import into nucleus; RNA export from nucleus
Cellular component (GO): nuclear pore inner ring
Molecular function (GO): structural constituent of nuclear pore
Source: RefSeq, a predicted model, not a curated record
GGCACGGAAAAAAGGCAAGAUGGCGACUGGAGGGCUGUGCGCGAGAAGCAGCAGAGAACUGUGGACCAUUCUGUUGGGCAGAUCAGCUCUGAGAGAACCAGCUCAGAUUGAGGAAGAGUUGAAUAAACACUGGCGGAGGCUGCUCGAAGGACUUUCUUACUACAAGCCACCCAGUGCAAGUUCAGCCGAGAAAGUGAAAGCUGACAAAAAUGUGGCUGCUCCGCUGAAGGAGUUGGGUCUGAGAACCAGCAAGUUCUUGGGUCUGGAUGAAGAGCAAAGUGUGCAGCUGUUACAGUGUUUUCUUCAAGAAGAUUAUAGGGGGACCAGAGACUCCUUAAAGGCUGUUCUGGACGACGAAAGGCAGAGUCAGGCUUUGAUACUGAAGCUUGCUGACUAUUACUAUGAAGAGCGGAUCUGUAUCCUGCGCUGUGUCCUCCAGCUUCUCACAUAUUUCCAGGAUGAGAGACACCCUUACAUGGCCCAGUAUUCUCAUUGUGUGGAAAAACUGGAUAAGGAGCUGGUUCCUAAUUACCGGAAGCAGUUUGAGGAGCUGUACCAAUCCGAAGCACCCACAUGGGAGACCCAUGGAAGCCUAAUGACCGAGCGGCAGGUGUCUCGCUGGUUCAUGCAGUGCCUCCGGGAGCAGUCAAUGCUGCUGGAAGUCAUUUUCCUCUACUAUGCCUACUUCGAGAUGGCAGCAGAAGAGCUGUUGACUUUCACCAAAAUGUUCAAAGAUCAGGGGUUUGGCUCCCGGCAGACCAACAGGCACCUAGUGGAUGAAAGCAUGGAUCAUCUCGUGGAGCGCAUUGGGUACUUCAGUGCUCUCAUUUUAGUGGAAGGCAUGGAAAUCGACUCUCUGCAUGAGCGUGUGUUGGAUGACAGGAAAGAGGAGCAUAAAUUCUCUGGCACCGGGCAGAUCCGCCAAGAGGUGGACUGUUUGCUGUUAACUCUGGGGGAUGUCACACAUCAUGCCCCGGUUCUCUUGGCCUGGGCUUUGCUGCGCCACAUGCUGAGCCCCGAAGAGUCUCCUAGCACGAUCAGAAGGAUGGGCAGCACAGCUAUUCAGCUGAAUGUAUUUCAGUACCUCACCAAGCUUCUCCGAUCGAUAAGCAGCGAGGGAAAUUGCAUCGCCAGCACAGCCUGCAUGUGCAUUUAUGGCCUGCUCUCCUUUGUCCUGACCUCCUUGGAGUUGCACACAUUGGGCAAUCAGCAGGACAUAAUAGAUACAGCGUGUGAAGUUCUGGCUUCUUCUAGCAUUCCUCCACUGUUCUGGAAAACAGAGCCAAGUGCAGGUCUGGGCAUUAUUUUGGACAGUGUCUGCGGGAUGUUCCCCCACCUUCUCUCUCCUCUUCUGCAGUUACUCACAGCCCUUGUGUCUGAUAAAUCUACAGCAAAAAAGGUCUAUAGCUUCUUGGAUAAGAUGUCCUUCUACAUAGAGGUCUACAAGCACAAGCCUCCCGAUGUAGUCUCUCAUGAAGAUGGUACCCUGUGGCGAAGGCAGGCGCCGAAGCUGCUCUAUCCCCUUGGGCUGGGCCAGACAAACCUACGGAUACCUCAAGGAACAGUGGGCCAGGUGAUGCUGGAUGACCAGGCCUAUUUGGUACGAUGGGAGUACUCCUACAGCAGCUGGACGCUGUUCACUUGUGAGAUUGAGAUGCUGUUGCAUGUAGUGUCGACUGCUGAUGUCAUUCAGCACUGCCAGAGGGUUAAGCCGAUCAUUGAUCUAGUUCACAAAGUCAUUAGCACUGAUGUGUCAAUCGCCGAUUGUCUCCUGCCCAUUACUUCACGGAUCUACAUGCUGUUACAAAGGCUGACUACUGUUAUUUCUCCCCCGGUUGAUGUUAUUGCUUCCUGCGUCAACUGUUUGACCGUCCUAGCCUCUCGGAUGCCUGCAAAGGUUUGGAUGGAUCUUCAUCACACAGGCUUUUUACCAUUUGUUGCCAAUCCGGUCUCUAGUAUGAGUCACAUGAUCAGUGCAGAAGGAAUGAAUGCUGGAGGCUAUGGCAGUCUGCUGAUGAGUAUUGAGCAGCCGCAGGGCGAAUACGGUGUGACGACCUCCUUCCUGAAUUUAGUCAUGACACUCGUACGGGGGCAGCUUGGCAACACCCAAAGCCAAGGUCUGGUGCCGUGCAUCGUGUUUGUCCUGAAGGAGAUGCUCCCCAACUACCACAAAUGGCGCUACAACUCCCAUGGAGUGAGAGAGAAAAUUGGUUGCCUUAUCCUGCAGCUGAUCCAUGCUAUCUUAAAUCUGUCCCCUGAGAUGGAAACUCAGAGCAGCGGUGCCCCUAGCCUGCAGUCCCUCUGCAUCUUCAGCCUGGCCAACACGGAAGCAGGACAGGCUGUCAUAAAUAUCAUGGGCAUUGGUGUGGACACCAUUGAUAUGGUGAUGGCGACACAGUCCAGCAGUGAUGAGUCUCAUGGCCAGGGCCAGCUGCUCAUCCAGACAGUGAAACUGGCGUUCUCUGUCACCAAUAACGUCAUCCGGUUGAAGCCGCCGUCCAAUGUGGUGUCUCCUCUGGAACAUUCCCUUACGCAGCACGGUGCCCACAGGAACAACCUGAUUGCUAUCUUGGCCAAAUAUAUCUACCACAAACACGACCCUGCCUUGCCACGCCUCGCCAUCCAGCUUCUGAAGCGGCUUGCCACAGUUGCUCCAAUGUCUGUCUAUGCCUGCCUUGGGAAUGACGCUGCUGCCAUCCGUGAUGCCUUCCUGACACGCCUGCAGAGCAGAAUUGAGGACAUGCGAAUCAAAGUCAUGAUUCUCGAGUUCCUCACCGUUGCUGUGGAAACGCAGCCUGGCCUCAUUGAGCUGUUCCUCAAUCUGGAAGUAAAGGAUGGGACUGAUGGAUCAAAGGAAUUCAACUUAGGAGAGUGGAGCUGCCUUCACGUAGUUCUGGAGCUGAUAGACACCAAACAGCAGGAGCGAUACUGGUGUCCCCCGCUUCUCCAGCGAGCUGCCAUUGCCUUCCUUCAUGCCCUCUGGCAGGACCGCCGGGAUAGUGCUAUGUUAGUCCUCCGCACCAAGCCAAAGUUUUGGGGAAAUUUAACUAACCCACUCUUUGGAACCCUUCCUCCGCCCUCCGAAACGUCUGAGCUCAGCAUCUUGGACACCUGUGCCUUGAUCAUGAAAAUCAUUUGUCUGGAGAUCUACUAUGUAGUCAAGGGUUCUUUGGACCAAUCGCUGAAAGACACACUGAAAAAGUUUUCCACGGAGAAGCGCUUUGCUUACUGGUCAGGCUAUGUGCAGUCCCUGGCGUUCCACAUGGCAGAGACGAAGGACAGCGGCUGCACCUCUAUGUCAGAGUAUCAGAUGCUGAUCUCCGCAUGGCGGAUGAUGCUGAUUGUUUCUUCUAGCCACGCCGACAUCAUGCACUUGACUGACUCCGAAGUCCAGCAGCUGUUCCUGGAGGUCCUGAGUGGGACUGAGGCUUUGUUGCUGGUUCCCACCUCGGUGUGUUGUCUACAGCUGGGGUCCAUGCUGUGCACCCUCCUCUUAAUCCUGCUGAGACAGUGGAAGAGCGAGUUGGGCUCUGUGGAUAAAAUCGUCAAUUCCUUGACGAAGAUUCUGGAUGGAGUGCUGCAGGCAGACCAGCAGAUGAUGGAAAAGACAAAGGCCAAAGUGUUCUCUGCUCUCAUCACAGUCCUGCAAAUGAAGCAGAUGAAUGUGAGUGAGAUUCCUGAGUAUUCCCAGCUGGUGUUGAGCGUGUGUGAAACACUCCAGGAGGAAUCCAUUGCCCUUUUUGACCAGACUCGGCAUUGCCUGACUUCUGGGGACUCAACAGAUGACAAAGACAGCAUGGAGACAGACGAUGCCUCCCGGCAUAAGCAGAAAGACCAGCGAGAUGGGGUGUGUGUGCUGGGGCUUCACCUGGCGAAGGAGCUUUGUGAAGUGGAUGAGGAUGGGGAUUGUUGGCUGCAAGUUACCCGGAAGAUCCCACUGCUCCCAACUCUCUUCACCACCCUGGAGAUAAGCUUAAGAGUGAAGCAGAACCUGCACUUCACAGAAGCCUCGUUGCACCUGCUUUUGACCUUGGCCAGGACCCAGCAGGGGGCAGCAGCUGUGGCUGGAGCUGGUGUCAUGCAGAGCAUUUGCUUGCCUCUUUUGAGUGUGUACCAUUUGAGCAGUGAUGGAGCUGGUCAGGUGCCGGCAUCAUUGCGGAAAUCUCUGGAUGCCCCUUCCUGGCCAGGAGUCUAUCGCCUUUCCAUCUCCUUGAUGGAGCGCCUUCUGAAGACGUUGCGGUACAACUUCCUGACUGAAGCUUUGGACUUUGUGGGCGUCCAUCAAGAGAGGAUCCUUCAGUGCCUGACUGCAGUCCGGACUGUACAGAAUUUGGCCUGCCUUGAAGAAGCAGAUCAUACGGUUGGGUUCAUUCUUCAGCUCUCUAACUUCCUGAAGGAGUGGCACUUCCACCUGCCCCAGCUUCUAAGAGACGUGCAGGUGAACCUGUGUUACCUGUGCCAGGCCUGCACUUCACUUCUGCACAGUCGGAAAAUGCUGCAACACUACAUACAGACCAAGAAUGGAGAGCCCCUCCCGUCUGCCAUCCUGCCUCAUGUCCAGCGCCCCCCACAGACCUCUGCCAAACCUCCCAGUCCGGAGACAGAGGCUGCUGAGCAGAAGGCUCUGCGUGCUGUGCAGUACAGCCUCCUUAAAAUCCUCAGCAAGUCCCUCGCUGCCCUGCGCCACUUCACUCCGGAUGUCUGCCAAAUCCUUCUUGAUCAGUCACUGGACCUCGCCGAGUACGACAUCCUUUUCAUGCUGAGCUUCACCACUCCAGCUUUUGAUUCUGAAGUGCCCCCCUCCUUUGGGACCCUCCUGGCCACAGUCAAUGUGGCCCUGAACAUGCUGGGAGAACUGGAUAAGAUGAAGGAGCCUUUCACUAUGGCUGCAGGGCUGGCCACCCAGCAGGAGGGGAACAAGACCCUCAAGUCUCUUCUGAUGUUUACAAUGGAAAACUGUUUCUACCUGCUCAUCUCUCAGGCUCUCCGGUACCUGAAGGAUCCAGCAGUCCACCCACGAGACAAGCAGCGGAUGAAACAGGAGCUCAGCUCUGAGCUGAGCACGCUUCUUUCCAGCUUGUCCCGUUAUUUCCGCCGGGGUGGCCCCAGUUCUGCUUCUGUGAAUAUUCUCCCCUCUUCACAAGGGAAGUCUUCCUCAAAGCUAGGCCCCGAGGGGCAGGAGCCGCUCUUCCAGCUCGUCCAGGCCUUUGUUAGGCACAUGCAGAGAUAAGACCCCGUGUGCCAUUUUGAAAUCCCCUGUGAGUUCAUUUCCAUCAGCUUUUGGAUGUAGCCCCCCCCCCCAUCUGCCUUGCCUCAGCCAGGCAAAGGAAACUGAGAUGCCUUCACCAGAAGAGCACAACAUCUAGAGGAUGUGGAGUGGUCUGCAAACAGUGCCUCGUUCAUACAAAACGAGCCUUGUGUGUCAGGUAAACCUGAUGUGACUUUAUAAGUAUUGUUGAACUGAUUCCUUUUCAUAGCGCUUCUACAACUUGGGGAAGAAAAGCGGAUGGAGAGAAAAAGGUGGCUUGGAAUCUCUCCCCCCCCCCACCGCUACCCUGGAUUGGACAUUAAUUAAAUGUUGCCUCUUCUCUGGUGAUGCACAGGCCAAAUGAUUGAUUUUUGCCUAGAGAUCAUCUUUCAAGUGCUUUUUUUUUAAACUUACUGGACUAGUCAGAAAGCAAAGACAAGAUGUUUUUAAAGGUGACCACCUUCUCCUCCUGUACCAGUAUGAAUAUUGAAGUUAGAAUUCCACUGCUUUGUUAUCUCACAUUUUUGUACCGCCUAUUUCCUGUUUAUACUGAUUAAAAAGUGUAUUUCUAAGUGGUUGUGAAAUUCUAAAUUUCUCGAGUCCACUUGGUGUCAGGCUGCUGGUUAUUAUUAUUAUUAUUAUUAUUAUUAUUAUUAUUAUUAUUAUUAUUAUUAUUUCAACCCUGCAGGGCAAAGUAAUUCAUAGUAAAAACAGAAGAUUCAUCAAGCAGUGUGGGGUUAAGCCUGCUACAGAGCACUUCAUACCCUGCAUCCUUAAAUGUCACAGCUGGGAGCGAGCUGAUGCAUUAAAUUUGCAUGACAAAUGAGUAGAGUAGGUAGCUCUGGUUUCUGCAGGGUUUUGCAGUGGCCAUAUUCACAUAUAACUCUGAGAUAUGCUUCCAUUUUCCAGCUGACUUUCCUCAUAACCCUGGGACUUGGUGGGUAUCUGGCACGGAUCUGUGGCUUGAGUAGUAACAACAAACCAUGGUUACUUUGUGCUGGGUUUGUAGCUCAGUAUUUUGUGUGAAGCAAGCCCUUGACUGCAUGCUGUAUAACAUUUAAGGAACACCCCACUUAUGCACUGGGCAGAUUAUAGUGAAGGAGGGGGCUGUAUAUUUUUUUUAAAUAAGGGUGGUCAGGAGACAUUUGUUUUCCUUCUACCAGCCCCAAGUGAAAACAGAGGCUUUAUUUAGUCCAGCGGACUUAAGACUUAAGAACAUAAGAAGAGUCCUGCUGGAUCAGGCCAACAGGUGGCCCAUUCAGUCCCACAUCCUGUCCUCAGUGGUCAGCCAGAUGCCCCAACGAGAAACCCACUAAUACAGUUUGAGCACAAAAGCAGUCUUCCCUCUUCUGGCUCCCAGCAACUGAUAUUCAAAAGCAUUUACUGCCUCUAAUAAUGGAGGCAGAGCUCAGCUGUCAUGGUUAAAAAGAUAAAGGGACCCCUGGCCGUUAGGUCCAGUCGCGGACGACUCUAGGGUUGCGGCACUCAUUUCACUUUAUUGGCCGAGGGAGCCGGUGUACAGCUUCCAGGUCAUGUGGCCAGCAUGACUAAGCUGCUUCUGGCGAACCAGAGCAGCGCAUUGGAAACGCCGUUUACCUUCCCACCAGAGUGGUACCUAUUUAUCUACUUGCACUUUGAUGUGCUUUCAAACUGCUAGGUUGGCAGGAGCUGGGACUGAGCAACGGGAGCUCACCCCAUUGCGGGGAUUCGAAGCGGCGACCUUCCGAUCGGCAAGCCCUAGGCUCAGUGGUUUAGACCACAGCGCCACCCGCCAUCGUGGUUAGUAGCUUUCAAUAGCCCUCACCUCUAUGAAUUUGUGAUGGAGAAAAACCUCAUGUUUUGAUGAUUCCAUUUUCUUUUGAGCCUAUGGCUAAACUGAAAAGGGGCUGUGCCUACAUUUUACAGUACAGAACGAGUUGCUUUCAGGUACAGUAUAUAGCGAAUGUUCGUUCCAGAACACUGAAAACAAGAAACACUUAGAAUCUGUGGUGACCGCUGAAUGCAUGAAAAGAAAAUCAGCCAGGUAUGGCAGUUGUGCUCAAUCUUGAAAUGUUUUGUAGAUAGAUGAAAGAGGAUAUUGGGAGACAUUUAAUGAAUAGGGAAACCCGCAAAAUCUUAAUAAAGAAAAACGCUGAAAAAUGAUUACAGUAUAUGUUAUCACAUGAUACAGUGAGGUCUGAUCUGAGAAGCAAAACUAUUUUGAUUGGUUCAGGAUGAUGACACUAGGUUGCAACUGCAAAGAGUGUUGUGAUUUUUUGGUGAAUUGAAAUCACUUGUGUAAUCUGGAAGUGUGUAUGAAACAUUGCUUUGGAUGUGUUUUUUGGCAGUAGCAGCCUUAUUUUUGAGGCUGUCCCUAUAUGCAUUUGUAUUUCAAUAAAGGACUAUUCACUUGGAGCCAGCAUCCUUGUCUUUCGGGUUUCUGCAAGGGAUACCUUGCAGUCUUUUGUUUAGUCGUUUAGUCCUGUCCGACUCUUCGUGACCCCAUGGACCAUAGCACGCCAGGCACUCCUGUCUUCCACUGCCUCCCGCAGUUUGGUCAAACUCAUGUUCGUAGCUUCGAGAACACUGUCCAACCAUCUCGUCCUCUGUCGUCCCCUUCUCCUAGUGCCCUCCAUCUUUCCCAACAUCAAGGUCUUUUCCAAGGAUUCUUCUCUUCUCAUGAGGUGGCCAAAGUAUUGGAGCCUCAGCUUCACGAUCUGUCCUUCCAGUGAGCACUCAGGGCUGAUUUCCUUCAGAAUGGAUAGGUUUGAUCUUCUUGCAGUCCAUGGGACUCUCAAGAGUCUCCUCCAGCACCAUAAUUCAAAAGCAUCAAUUCUUUGGCAAUCAGCCUUCUUUAUGGUCCAGCUCUCACUUCCAUACAUCACUACUGGGAAAACCAUAGCUUUAACUAUAAGGACCUUUGUAGGCAAGGUGAUGUCUCUGCUUUUUAAGAUGCUGUCUAGAUUUGUCAUUGCUUU